Molecule: messenger RNA, 4532 nt
Organism: Agrilus planipennis (emerald ash borer)
Lineage: Eukaryota; Metazoa; Arthropoda; Insecta; Coleoptera; Buprestidae
Product: plexin-B-like
Exons: 10
Biological process (GO): positive regulation of axonogenesis; motor neuron axon guidance; negative regulation of cell adhesion
Cellular component (GO): semaphorin receptor complex
Molecular function (GO): semaphorin receptor activity; protein binding
Source: RefSeq, a predicted model, not a curated record
GUUUCAUCGAUGUAAGUUGAUGUAAGUACGGAAUCUAUAAUCUAUAAUGUUGUCUUUGUAUCGGCACUCCCUUGUUUAGCAAAUUAAAAAGUAAUAAUCAUGAAUGAAGGUGCUGUUGAGAACAAAUUAGGUAGAGAAACAAUGCAAAGAAAUAGGUGAGAGAAAACCAAGAAGCCCGAUUCGGCAUGUUUUUUACUGUAGACGAAUUCAAAAUGGAGUAUUAGUCAGUCAAUUUGUUUUUGUUUUGUGAUAUUAAGACUACAUCAUUCUGUUUAUGUUCUAUUAAAGUGGGUGCCAAGUGCAGAUAAUAUUGUUUUUUCUAAGUUCAAAAGUGUUCAAAACAAACAAAUCUUUCAGUCUUAUCAACACUAAUACUGGACAUAUGAUCUCUGUGUUAAUUAAGUAACAACAAAUGUAAGGAUGCAUCAUAGACAAAGUAGAUGCCCCUUGCGACCUUGUGGCAUGUUUUCGUCCUUUUUUCCAUGGUGAAAAGCUACGCAAACGGGGCCCUUGCGGCAACUUUGUUGUUGCUUGUGGCCCUGUCAAGCGGUGCUGAUGGAGGUGUGGUUGUAGCACAAUUUCCACCAUCUGGUGAGCCCCAACUCAAAUUUUCUCAUUUGGCUAUCGACCACGAGACAGGAAAUCUUUUUGCUGCUGCUACUAAUCGACUUCUACAGCUAGAUCCAGAUCUUACUCCUGAACACGUUGUUAUUACUGGACCUCGACAUGAUAGCCCUUUAUGUCACGCCACUGGCUGUCAGGGGACUGAUAUUCCGACGACACUAAUGGACAAUCACAACAAAAUUUUGGUGAUAGAUUCACAAUCUCGCACUUUAAUUUCUUGUGGUUCUCUCUCACAAGGUGCUUGUGUUAAGUACGAAUUACAUAAUAUAAGUGCUCCCGAAGUUUUUGUUGCACAAGCCAUAGCUGCAAACGACGAAGCAGCCUCCACGUAUGCGUACAUAGGUCCUAGUAAUUACAACCAUUGGAAGUUGCAAGUUCUCUACGUCGGUACAACGUUUACAAAUAACGGAGAAUACCGUCACGACGUACCGGCAAUUGCCAGUCGAAAUUUGGACAACUUAGAAAUAGCGGAAUUUUCAUUUUUAAAACAAUCUCAACUUAAUAUCGAUGUUAAAUAUCGGGACCAUUUCUUAGUUCAGUAUGUUUAUGGUUUUAACGCGAGUGACUUUGCGUAUUUUGUGAUCGUGCAAAAACAGUCGCAUCUUCCGGGACAAGAGGCCGGUUACGUUUCACGAUUGGCUAGAACUUGUAUUAACGAUGCCAAUUACGACAGUUAUACGGAGGUAACUUUACAGUGUAUUGACGGAAAUCAGAGUUAUAAUCUUAUCCAUGACGCCAAGAUCGCAACUGCUGGUAGUGAGUUAGCGUCAGUUUUAGGAAUUCAAAUAAAUACUCCCGUCUUGGUGGGAGUGUUUCAACCUGCAAAGGGUAUCACGAACGAACCUCAGCCAUAUUCGGCUCUUUGUUUGUAUCCUAUAAAAGACAUCGAGGCGAAGUUUAACGAAAAUAUUCACAUGUGUUUUAACGGUAGUGUAAAGUAUAGAAACAUGGAAUACAUUUCGGGUCCUAUACAAGACGGCAAAUGUCCUAGCGCCGGUAAUGCAGGCAACAUAUUGAACUUUUGCGAGGUGGGGUUAAAAAUCAGUGGAGUUACUCCUAUCGAAACAAAAGCAUCUCUAGUUUUCCCGAAUGUGACUCUGUCUGCUGUGGCCACAGCUACAACAGGAAGGCACGUUCUUGCUUUCUUAGGAACAACUAGUGGACAUGUCAAGAAAGUUUUGCUCUCUGGAACGCAACCGACCGAGUACGAGGAAGUAGUUGUUGAUGAAGGAAAUCCUAUCUUACCUGACACUACACUUUCCCCUUCUGGCGACUUCCUCUACGUUUUAUCUACCUCAAAGAUCACUAAGAUUAAAGUAGAACACUGCAGUAGUUACAACAAUUGUUCUGCUUGCUUGGAAUCGAAAGAUCCUUAUUGUGGUUGGUGUUCUCUGGAGAAAAAAUGUACCAUUCGUAGUGCAUGUCAAAAAGCGUCUCACAGCUCUCCCAGAUGGCUCUCAUUAGGCACAGGACAACAGUGUAUUGAUUUUGAGCAAGUUCUUCCUGACCGUAUCCCUGUUAAGCAAAUGACUACUGUCCGUCUUACAAUAAGAACCUUACCUGAACUUCCCUAUGGUGCUAAAUACAAAUGUGUUUUUGGUCAGUCAGAACCAAUUGACGCGGUUGUUACUGAUUUUGGACUUAUUUGUCCCACUCCUAACAUCAGUAGUAGACCGUUAAUUCCAGAAAAACAGGAUCAUGUUCUUGUUCCUUUGAGUGUUAGAUCAUCAGAGACAAAUAAGGAUUUCGUUUCGAGAAAUUUUGCGUACUACGACUGUUCCAAACAUACAAUUUGUAUGGACUGUGUUAGAUCUCAGUGGGCUUGUAAUUGGUGCAUAUAUGAAAAUAAAUGCACCCAUAACACAUCUACUUGCCAGAGAACUACAGUCAGUGGUGAAAAUAAUCCGUCUAGAUUGCCGAAUCACGGAAUCAAUUUUUGUCCAAGAUUUAAAAGAAGGGAUGUUAUUUUUUUACCUAAUGGAGUUCCUAAAGAGAUGAUUUUUGAAGUUGAAAACUUGCCCCAUCCACAGCCUGGCCACACUGGAUUCCAGUGUAUUGUUAAUAUUGAAGAUGACGCCAAGAUGCUUGUUCCUGCUAGAGUUGAUGCCAACAAUAGAUUUAUAGUUUGCGAUAAAACUACAUAUACAUAUAAGGAAAAGGUAGGAGAAUACAAAGCUAGUGUUCGUGUUAUUUGGAACAGAAAUCACCACAUAGAUUCCAUGAACGUUAUCCUGUACAGAUGUGAUAUAUUAGGUUCUGACUGUUCUUUGUGCGUCACGAGAAAUUCUAAAUAUCAGUGCACUUGGUGUGGAAACACUUGCAGCUACAACGAAACAUGCCAAUUUGUAUCUCAUCCAGAAUGUCCUAAACCAAGAAUAGAUGUUAUUAAGCCAUUAAGUGGUCCAAUAGAAGGUGGCACAUUAGUUACUAUUGAAGGCAGUAAUUUAGGUUUGAGGAAAGAAGAUGUAAUGGGAAAAAUAAAAAUAGGAAAAGUGCCGUGUGAACUUGUAACUUACGAGGUUUCUGUCAAAAUUCAAUGCAUAACAGGAUCGUCCCUUACAGAAAUGACUGCACCGGUAAUAGUGGGGAAUGAAGCAGGAUACACCGAGUCUGCAGUAGAAUUCAGCUACAAGGAUAUUCGGUUGAUAAACGUGUACCCUCGGAUUGGACCUCAGUCGGGAGGUACACAGUUGGCAAUUACUGGUCAAUACUUGAAUAUCGGCACUGUUAUAGUGGCUUACCUCGACAAUUAUGCUUGUCGUGUAAAUUUAACGCAAGCGUCAAGUAGUAGAUUAACUUGUGUAACAUCUCGUGCUUCAAAACCGACAAACAUAGCGCGGCUUACAUUGAGUAUAGAUGGAGCAAAUCGAACACUUGAGGGAAACCCUUUUAAUUACACACAAGAUCCCACAAUAAUGGAAAUAAAACCAUUAAAAAGUUUCGUUUCUGGUGGUCGUAUGAUCUUCGUCCAUGGAAGUAAUCUCAACAGUAUCCAGAAACCAGAAAUGGAAGUUUAUUAUUUCAACGAUCCUGUGCCAGUGAACAAAACUGUUUGUACCGUCCUUAGUUCGACCCAGAUGGAAUGUCCUAGUCCAGCAGUUAAUCGUCAAUUUUUGUUGGCAAGCACUCGAAUUCCGCGUUCUGUACCUAGAAAAAAUUCGGUUGCAAAAACUUUAGAACUUAAUCUUCGUAUAGAAUUUGUUAUGGACGACGUUGUAACAGUACGUGAUUUAGAAAAACAUUUUCCUAAUUUACGUUCUCAGUUGUUGUUCGUGGAAGAUCCGAAAUUUUUCGAAUUCCCGAACCAGGUAAAGCUUUAUAAAGGGGAUACUUUGGUAAUAGAAGGAGAAAAUUUGAACGUAGCCAGCGAUGAGACAGAUGUUGUCGUUACAAUAGGAAGAAAACCCUGCAAUGUCACCAGUUUGGCUUUAACACAACUUGUCUGUUCUCCUCCAGAACAGCAGCCAGAAGAUCUAGAUGAAAAUGGCGUUAAAACUGAUAAGAGUCUUCCGCUAGUUGUUGUCAGAGUUGGAAGAAACCUUCGCUUUCCCAUCGGUUAUUUAAGAUACGACUUAUUAAAACCGUUCACUUUCCCACCAGAAGCUAUAGCAAUGAUAGCAGCCGGAAUAUUCUUAUUUGUUGUAUUUUUUCUGGCUGUACUUGUUAUUUACAGACGAAAAUCUACACAAGCUGAACGUGAAUAUAAACGUAUCCAAAUUCAAAUGGAUACCUUAGAAAGUAACGUGCGCUCUGAAUGUAAACAAGCAUUUGCAGAAUUACAAACAGAUAUGACAGAUUUAACAGCAGAUUUAGAAAAUUCCGGUAUACCUACCCUUGAUCAUAUGAGUUAUAUUAUGAAGGUCUUCUUUCCCGGUGUUAGUGAUCACCCUAUACUGAACGCUCCGAAG